CAGGGCCAGUGAUGGCGCAUAACUUGUCACAUUACUUCUGACAGAGGAAAAAGUCCGACGGUCCACAUCCUAUUGAGGGGAAUGUCAGACGGUCCACAUCCUAUAGAGGGGAAUGUCAGGCGGUCCACGUCCUAUAGAGGGGAAUGUCAGACGGUCCACGUCCUAUAGAGGAGAAAGUCAGACGGUCCACGUCCUAUAGAAGGGAAAGUCAGACGGUCCACGUCCUAUAGAGAGGAAAGUCAGACGGUCCACGUCCUAUAGAGAGGACAGUCAGACGGACCACGUCCUAUAGAAGGUAAAGUCAGAUGGUCCACGUCCUACAGAGAGGAAAGUCAGACGGUCCACGUCCUAUAGAGAGGAAAGUCAGACGGUCCACGUCCAAAAGAGGGGAAAGUCAGACGGUCCAGGUCUUAUAGAGGGGAAAGUUAGACGGUACACGUCCUAUAGAGUGGAAAGUUAACGGGCGACAUGCUAUAAAGGUGUCGUGAUUUUAGUGUAUCGCACAAAUACUUGCAUUACAUAUACUACCUAUUGUGUGCGAGAAGGCCACGUCGUCUCUGAUGCAGAACCGAACGUAACUGAGAGAUAGUGAAGAGACUGUUUGUGUCUAACACACUGAUAAGGGAUGCCCUGCUGUUGUCAGAAGGGAUACAGUGCUGUUGUCUAAGUGGAUGCUGUUUGUGCUGUCGAAAAGUAUACACUUCUGUUGCCAACAGUGAGCGGUGAAACACUUGUGGCUUCUUUAUGGAUAUUCCGCUAUUGUCUAUGGAAAUGGUCUGAUGUUGUUUAAAGGAAUAUUCUGUUGUCGUUGACAGGAUAUAGAGGAAAACACACGGCAGCAGAAGUUGAUUCCUGCAGUGGACCAACGGAACCAUGGAUAGAAAAUAUGUCAUAGUAAUUGCUGUAUGUGUGACUGUGAUAGUCGUCAUCAUCGUCAUCGUCGUUGUCGUCGUGGCUCUGUUAAUCAGACGUCGGAGGCAGGGUGUUCGUUUACAACGACCACGACCACAGAGCUCAGUUCCUUUCUCACUUGAACAUAAAAAUGUUUCCUUUGGUGAACUCAGCCGCGAUGCCAUCGUGCCGGGAUCAGGAAUAGACGACUUGGAGCUGACAGGCGUGACCAACAGCCCGACAGGGGAGGCAAUCAAAGCUGUGUGUCCCCCGACACCUCCAGUUGGUGGAGCCGCUCCCCCGCGUCUCGAUCCCAUAUAACGCCGGGGUAAUCUCACCACCAGCAUCCACUGCACAGCACCUGCACCAUCAGCUACAUCAGGAAGUCAGAAAUUGUCACCAGUCUACAAAAAACUGCACCCAUGGUACUUGUUUUAAUUCACGUCACAGGACAACUGCUUGGAGGUAAUAGGUGAAGGCUCCUUAAGAUCAGACACCUUGGAUAUGACACGAUUUGACGACAACUGUCACAGUGUAUUGUCAACAAAUUGUAUAUGUGUCGCAGUGUAUUGUCACAAAGGCAAAGUCAGGUGUGAGGAGUCAUUUUCAUCAAUGGAAGUAGGUAGGAGAAGUACAACACAACAGUGUGGAUGCUGUUAUAUGGCAGUGUAUUUUAUUGUAAUAAACAAUGAUUAUAACUGUAUUACAUUGUUUCUGUUGAGUUUCCCUAGAAGCUCACUGCAUUGUAUUUGGACAAUGAUUAGUUGUCAGGAAUGUAGGACUGUUUAAUGUAAGCAGUUUUGAGGAAGUUAAUAUAUUUAUAUGCUUGUGUGAUGUUUUAACUUCCGGAAAACUGUGGACUGAGAAGCAUGUGGAAUAUUCUGAUGUGAUGGCACUGUGUGGAAAGGUGCAGUAAUUUGCAUUGAUUUGUAAACCUAGUUUAUUUUGUAAUACGUUUGUUGAUCGUAUCCACUUGUUGGUUGUUUGUUGAUUUCACACUAAUUUCUUUUACGUACAUAUUUCUGGGUUGACAUAUUGUUUCAAUUUGGGAAUCGACACGCUACAAUGCCAUAAGAUUUGACGUCAACAAUGUAUAUCGUGUGUAUGACUAUAUGCAGGUCUUCCUUUUAGGUUGACGUAAUUGAUGUAUACAUACGUAGUGCCCAUAAAGAAUAAACCGAUAAUGGGAGAUGAUAAUGGGAUACAAGAGGAAAGGCUACAAUACACCAAAGGAUGUUGUCGAGUUACAAUAAGGGAUGUGCCGAUGUGGUUCUGUAGUAUCUAAUUGGUGUAUCCUACACAGGUCUGUACAAAUGCAGCUUAUACAAUUUAAAAAAUGAGUGUUUUUUGUGUAUACAUAAUCAGCAAUUUUCCUUCUGUAUCACGAUGGCCUGUUAUUACAUCAAGUCAAGACAAACCAGUGAUUGAUAUCAUGAGGAACGUCCAACGCCGUCGGGUAUCAUCACACGCAAUCGACCAGUCCAGUCCAGUCCAUCCGGCUAACAUUUAGUCGACUCAUACAAAAAAAACAAUAGACUGCUGGGGCCCUAAUAGAAACCUUGUGACCAAAUACCUUCUUCAAGUUAGUACAAACGCACAGAUACAGUAUUAUGAGGAUCAUAUCACAAAUAUUCAGAAAAAGCUGUGCAUUACACAUAUUAAUACAACAUGUGCUGUUUCCAUUUGUUUCUCCAGUGAGGAAUGAAAUACAGUUCAUAUACUCUGCAAAGAAAGAAACGCAAAAUUAAAAACAAAACGUAAAAUUU
Molecule: messenger RNA, 2657 nt
Organism: Haliotis rufescens (red abalone)
Lineage: Eukaryota; Metazoa; Mollusca; Gastropoda; Lepetellida; Haliotidae
Exons: 6
Coding region: 874-1212 (112 amino acids)
Source: RefSeq, a predicted model, not a curated record